Molecule: messenger RNA, 1528 nt
Organism: Carya illinoinensis
Lineage: Eukaryota; Viridiplantae; Streptophyta; Magnoliopsida; Fagales; Juglandaceae
Product: serine/arginine-rich splicing factor SC35-like
Exons: 9
Coding region: 126-971 (281 amino acids)
Molecular function (GO): RNA binding
Source: RefSeq, a predicted model, not a curated record
AAUUUUCGGUGUGCUCAUUUUCGAAACCCUAGCUUAGUUCAGCCCCCGUUACUUUCCUUUCUCCUCUAUCUCUAUCUCUAUCUCUCUCGCGCUCACAUUUACACUUCGCAGCAGCAGCAGCAGAUAUGUCGCACUUUGGGAGAGCCGGACCUCCGGAUAUCAGAGACACCUACUCCCUCCUCGUCCUCAACAUCACUUUCAGAACCAGCGCUGAUGAUCUUUUUCCUCUCUUCGACAAGUACGGCAAGGUCGUCGACGUUUUUAUCCCUAGAGACCGAAGGACCGGAGAAUCGCGAGGUUUCGCGUUUGUUCGGUACAAGUAUGCGGACGAGGCACAGAAGGCCGUGGAGAAGCUCGAUGGAAAAAUUGUCGAUGGCAGAGAGAUUAUGGUUCAGUUCGCCAAGUACGGCCCAAAUGCGGAGCGAAUUCACAAGGGAAAGAUAUCAGAGACAACUUCAAAGACAAGAGGCAGGUCAAGAAGUCGGAGCCCUCGUCCUAGGCAUCGGGAUGAAGAUAGGGACAGGGACAGGGACAGGGAGAGGGACAGGGAUUACAAAAGGAGAAGUCGUAGUAGGAGUAGGGAGCGAUCUGAUCGUGACAGGAUUCGUGGGAGGGAAAGGGAGCAGCAUCGUCGCCGGAGCAGGAGCCGUAGUGCAAGUCCUGCUCCUCAGAAAGAUCGUGGGAGAGGCAGACAUGAAGAUGAGCGGCGUAGUCGAAGCCGGUCAUAUGAUAGUGCUUCCCCGGUUCGCCGUAGUCCCCUUCCUCGAAGGAGCCUAUCUCCACGUAGGACACCUCCUGGCGUUGAAAGUCCUGAUGCUCGCACUCAUAAUGGAGCUCCUGUGUCAAAAACUGUUUCACCGCUUGGUCAACGCAGUGAUUCUCAAAGCCCGGCUUCACGUAGUCCUGAUGCUGAUGUGAGUUGCUGCGCUGCAUUUUUGGUGUUUUUUCCCUUUAAGCUGGCUCUAUUUUGAGUGGACUAAGUUGUGUGCGGGAAGAGUGAAUUUUUGCUGUUUGCUGAGAUGUGCUAGCUGUGGUGCUGAUUUGCCUCACAGAUGGUGGAUAUCAUGUUCAUGCUGGUUGCAAUCUACUGUGUCUUACCAUUUUUUCUUUGAUAAUGUUCUGAUUGUUUUGGCCCAUGGAGUUUUAGUAGCUGUGGUUGUCCCAAGAUGGAUGCAACUCGCAUGCCUUUACAUGUAGCUGUUGCGCAGGUUCAUUUGAAUGCUGCCUGCUUGAUUCAUUGGGGUCUAAGGUUCGGGUAGCUAGCUGUUUGUGGCAAUGUCUGCAUUGAUAGGGAUUGGCCCGUGUUGGUGAAUGGCAACCUCCGAUGCAGGAGAUAAUUAUAAUUAAUAGAUAUUGUCAUUAGAACGCCUGAUGAUUUUCUCGUUCCCCAUCGCUUUUCAUUUUUUUAUUUUAAUGAUUGUUAUAAUCCUACAAUAGCUCAUAGGUGUUCUUUGAAUGUAGUAUUAUUAUAAACCCCACCUCGAACUGGAUUUUGGUUUUACUAAUUUCUUUGCGGUCUUGGUUUCAA